Messenger RNA from Callorhinchus milii (elephant shark), 1465 nucleotides. RefSeq names its product glycine C-acetyltransferase (gene gcat). Gene Ontology annotation, molecular function: glycine C-acetyltransferase activity; pyridoxal phosphate binding. The coding region runs from base 31 to 1293 and encodes 420 amino acids. Gene Ontology annotation, biological process: L-threonine catabolic process; biosynthetic process. NCBI's taxonomy places the organism in Eukaryota, Metazoa, Chordata, Chondrichthyes, Chimaeriformes, Callorhinchidae. The transcript has 9 exons. The record is from RefSeq and is a predicted model, not a curated record.
ACUGUGGGGGGGAGACACGAGACAGACACGAUGUGGAGUCGCGCUGUGGCUCUCGGUCGCCUCUCUCGGGGGGUCCAGACGCCCAGACGCCCCCACAGUGCCCUCACGCAGCUCAGUGCCGUCCUCCAGGGAGAGUUGGAGGGUAUCCGGGAGGCGGGAACCUGGAAGAACGAGAGGGUCAUCGCCUCCAAACAGGGAGCGCGCAUCAAAGUGGAGGGCAGAGAGGGAGAGAUUCUGAAUUUCUGUGCUAACAAUUACCUGGGUCUGUCCAGCCACCCGGAGGUUAUACGGUCGGGAGUGGAGGCGCUGGAAGAGUAUGGAGCGGGGCUGAGUUCCGUGCGUUUCAUCUGCGGGACGCAGGUGCCGCACAAGAAGUUGGAGGCAAAGAUUGCCAAGUUCCACCAGAGAGAAGAUGCCAUUCUCUACGCCAGCUGUUUCGAUGCCAAUGCGGGGAUUUUUGAGGCCCUCCUGACCCCCGAGGACGCUGUGCUCUCAGACGAGCUGAACCACGCCUCCAUCAUCGAUGGCGUCCGCCUGUGUAAGGCCAACAAGCUGCGCUAUAAACACCUGGACCUGCGGGACCUGGAGAGCAAGCUGCAGGAAAGCCAGAAACACCGUCUGCGUCUGAUUGUGACUGACGGUGUGUUCUCUAUGGACGGUGACAUCGCUCCCCUGAGGGGUAUCUGUGAUCUCGCUGAUCAGUACAAGGCCCUGGUCCUCAUCGAUGAGUGUCACGCCACCGGCUUCCUGGGCCCUAACGGACGGGGGACCGAUGAGCUCCUGGGUGUGAUGGAUCGCGUCCACAUUGUGAACUCCACCCUGGGGAAGGCGCUGGGCGGAGCGGCAGGUGGUUACACGGUGGGACCUCAAGGGCUGGUGGACCUCCUGCGGCAGCGUUCCAGGCCCUAUCUGUUCUCCAACACACUGCCCCCACCUGUGGUGGGCUGUGCCUCCAAGGCUCUGGACCUGUUGAUGGGCAGCAAUGAGAUCGCACAGAGCGUGGCCUCCAAAACCCAACGGUUCCGCAGUAAGAUGACGGCUGCAGGCUUCACCAUUGGGGGCAGCGAGCACCCCAUCUGUCCUGUGAUGUUGGGGGGCGCGCGGCUAGCCUCGGGGAUGGCGGAGGAUAUGCUACAGCGCGGGAUCUAUGUGAUUGGGUUCAGUUUCCCGGUGGUGCCGAAAGGGAAAGCUCGGAUCCGGGUGCAGAUCUCGGCCUCUCACAGUGAGCAGGACAUCGACCGCUGUGUGGAAGCCUUCGUGGAGGUGGGCCGCCAGCAUGGGGUCAUCGCGUGACCGCAACACGUGGUCUUGGCAGGACGUCAACACAGGUCAUCCAUCGCGUGACCUCCGCACACGGUUGUCCCAUGACCUCCACAAGAGGAUUCUCUUCUCCCCCCACCGGAAGCCCAAAGCUUUUACUCCCCACCCCUCCGCACCCCCCCACCCACCAUACACGCACCAACAC